Messenger RNA from Gilbertella persicaria, 1164 nucleotides. RefSeq lists its product as uncharacterized. NCBI's taxonomy places the organism in Eukaryota, Fungi, Mucoromycota, Mucoromycetes, Mucorales, Choanephoraceae. The record is from RefSeq and is a predicted model, not a curated record. Gene Ontology annotation, molecular function: pre-mRNA intronic binding; U12 snRNA binding. The transcript has 4 exons. Gene Ontology annotation, biological process: mRNA splicing, via spliceosome. Gene Ontology annotation, cellular component: U12-type spliceosomal complex. Bases 19 to 1128 code for a protein of 369 amino acids.
UUUUUUUUUUUUUUCAUUAUGGAAGCUUUCACAAGUAAUACGACAACUACUUUGAUAGUUAAACAUUUGCCUGACUUUAUUACACGUUCAAGUGAACUACAAAAGAAUUAUUUUAAACCAUAUAAACCUUUUGAUGUGAGAUUUAUGGAAGGUCCUGCUAUGAUUGGAUUUGCUUUCCUUGAUUUUCCUGAUCGAGACACAGCGCAAAAUGCAUAUCAAUCAAUACAGAAAAUAAACUUUGGUCUUUACUACAAGCCAGUGACAGUGGAGUAUGCAAGACCAGAUCCAAAUCGUAUUGAACGACAACAAGCCAUUCCUGUAGAAGAACAUGAAAUAGCAGCGGAUCCGGUAUCCACUGCACAUCAAUUACUCUAUCCACCCAACCCUCAUUUACGUUAUUACUAUCCAGACCCUACACCUGAAAUCAUCACUAACAUAUCAUAUGCCAUUGGUACAGUACCACGUCUUUAUACCCAAGUCCUUCAUCUGAUGAACAAACUGAACAUGCCACCACCUUUUGGACCCUUAGUGAAAUCAGCCAAACCUUCUCUGAUUUCAAAGAGAAAAUAUGAUGCAUUAUUAGCAAGUGAUGAAUCAGAGCUAGAAGACGAACAAGAACAAGAAAGCAACAUAAAGGAACAAGAAGAAAAGAUCAAAAUAGCAAGACUGAAUCGAAUAGCAGCUGAAAAGCAAAAACUGGCGAUAACAAGCCAUGUUCAAGGAACAUCAACCAAGAGUGAUGCGCCACACACCGCCAAGAUCCAUAUCCAUGCUCCCACAAAACUUGUACCUAAUGAACAGCAAAAGGCCCUUCAAGAGCAAUGUAGGCCACUAGAUCAAUUACAAGAACUAUCGGCGUUCAAGAACUAUCAAGCAGGAGCACCUAGCGCAAAGCUAUACCUCAAAAAUCUAAGUAAACACACGACACAACAAGACCUUAUCGAUCUUUACUCUCAAUUCUCUCAAGAAGUGGAUGUUCGAUUGAUGAAUAAGGGUAAAUUGCGUGAUCAGGCAUUUGUUACUUUUCCAAAUGAAGCUGUAGCUUCUUUAGCACUUGAAUGUACAAAUGGAUUUUUGUUGCAUGAUCGUCCAUUAGCAGUCCUUUUUGGUCGGAAUCCUAAAAAAUAAAGAAAAAGAGAAAGAGAAAAUUUUUUUGCAACAGUC